Salarias fasciatus (jewelled blenny) is the source of this 1827-nucleotide messenger RNA. Its product is annotated as insulin-like growth factor 2 mRNA-binding protein 1. Gene Ontology annotation, molecular function: RNA binding. The record is from RefSeq and is a predicted model, not a curated record. NCBI's taxonomy places the organism in Eukaryota, Metazoa, Chordata, Actinopteri, Blenniiformes, Blenniidae.
CAACUCGCCAUGCACAAGCUGUACAUUGGGAAUCUAGGCGACAGCGUGACUGCUGAGGACUUGGGUAAAACCUUUGACGACCACAAGAUCCCGUACUCCGGACAGUUCCUCAUGAAGACCGGCUAUGCCUUCGUGGACUGUCCGGACGACCAGUGGGCCAUGAAGGCGAUCGAGGUGAUUUCUGGGAAAGUGGAAAUUCAAGGCAAACGCAUCGAGGUGGAGCACUCCGUCCCCAAGAAGCAAAGGACGAGGAAGCUGCAGAUCAGGAACAUCCCGCCUCACCUGCAGUGGGAGGUUCUGGACGGGCUGCUGGCCCAGUGGGGUCCUGUAGAAAACUGUGAACAAGUGAACACAGACAGUGAGACGGCCGUGGUGAACGUCACGUACGCGUCCCGGGAGCACGCCAGGCAGGCCAUCCAGAAGCUGAACGGGUACCAGCUGGAGAACAACGCCCUGCGAGCCUCCUUCAUCCCCGAGGAGAACUCGGAGCUGGAGGGAGGCCAGCGGGGGCCCGACAACGGCCGGCGCCCCGGGUACGGGCCCCGCGGCGGGCCCCGGGGGGGCUCCCCGAGCUCCGGCAUGCCGGCCAAACCUCCACACACCGACAUCCCUCUGAGGCUGCUGGUGCCCACUCAGUACGUAGGAGCCAUCAUCGGCAAGGAGGGCGCCACCAUCAGGAACAUCACCAAGCAGACGCAGAGCAAAAUCGACGUGCACCGCAAGGAGAACGCCGGCGCCGCGGAGAAGCCCAUCAGCAUCCACUCCACUCCCGAGGGCUGCUCCGCCGCCUGCCGCAUGAUCCUGGAGAUCAUGCACCAGGAGGCCAAGGACACCAAGACGGCUGACGAGGUUCCCCUCAAGGUUCUCGCCCACAACAACUUUGUUGGCCGCCUGAUCGGGAAGGAGGGACGCAACCUGAAGAAAGUGGAACAGGACACCAACACCAAGAUCACCAUCUCACCUCUGCAGGACCUCACUCUCUACAACCCAGAGCGAACCAUCACGGUUAAUGGCAGCAUCGAGGAAUGCUGUCGGGCGGAAGUGGAGAUCAUGAAGAAGGUCAGAGAGGCCUACGACAACGAUGUGGCAGCCAUGAAUCAACAGACCCACCUCAUCCCCGGGCUGAACCUGAGCGCUCUGGGCAUCUUCCCCCCGUCCUCCAACAUGCCCCCCCCUCCCUCUGGAAACGCCGUGGGCGGCGCCCCCUACGGCUGCUUCGGGGCUCCGGAGCAGGAGACGGUCCAUGUCUACAUCCCGGCCCAGGCAGUGGGGGCCAUCAUCGGGAAGAAGGGGCAGCACAUCAAGCAGCUGAGCCGCUUCGCCGGAGCCUCCAUCAAGAUCGCUCCAGCUGAAACUCCUGACUCCAAGAUGCGGAUGGUGAUCGUGACGGGGCCGCCCGAGGCGCAGUUCAAGGCUCAGGGCCGGAUCUACGGCAAGCUGAAGGAGGAGAACUUCUUCGGGCCAAAAGAGGAGGUGAAGCUGGAGACUCACAUCAAGAUGGCCGCCGCCGCUGCAGGGAGGGUCAUCGGCAAGGGAGGAAAGACGGUGAACGAGCUGCAGAACCUGACGGCAGCUGAGGUGGUGGUUCCCCGAGAGCAGACGCCUGACGAGAACGACCAGGUCAUCGUCAAGAUCAACGGACACUUCUACGCCAGCCAGCUGGCCCAGAGGAAGAUCCGGGACAUCCUGACCCAGGUCAAGCAGACUCAGAAGGGGGGGGUGGGCCCCGGCCCCGGCCCCGGACCCGGCCCCCACCCUCAAGGCUUCACGGAGAUGGGCAGCCCCCCCCAGGGACUGGCUCAGGACCACCAGCCACGCAGGAAGUGA